AUGGCACAUGGUGUGGCCGGCUCGGGGACAACGGCUUGUUUGCUCGUGUGGGCUAUGGUGUUGUUGUGCGAACAUAUUGAAUGGCAAACUCGAGCAAGAGAAGAGGUUAUUCGGGUUUUUGGGAACUCGGAGCCGAGUUUUGAAGGAUUAAAUCAGCUCAAGACGGUUACUAUGAUCUUGCAAGAAGUGUUGAGGUUGUACCCGCCAUUACCUAUGAUCAACCGAUGCUCUACAAAGAUGGUGAAACUCGGAAACCUAACUAUUCCGGCCGGAGUACAUUUGUUGUUGAUGGUAGGGUUAGUCCACCGUGAUUCCCAUAUUUGGGGAGACGAUGCAAACGAGUUCAAUCCCCUAAGGUUCUCUGAUGGAGUAUCGAAAAUUCAAUCGUCAUUUGUACCGUUCAGCUCAGGCCCUCGGAUAUGCAUCGCACAAAACUUUGCAAUGGUUGAAGCAAAAAUGGCUCUAGCUACUAUUCUCCGAAGCUUCUCAUUUGAGCUUUCGCCAUCAUAUUUGCAUGCUCCUUUCUCCGUUGUAACUCUUCAACCACAAUACGGUGCUCCGAUCAUAUUGCAAAGCCUAGAGGCGUUCAUGUCAGGGUCCUAAACAAGUGGAUUAAAGUUACGAAUGUAAUAAAAAUGUGAUGCAUCAUGCAAUAAACUCGUACGAUUGUAUUCAUUUCAGCAAUGUUUGAGAUUGUUGAUUUAUAUGCUUGCAUAAACAUGUAGUGUUGUAACAAUUUACUUGUUUCA
This is a messenger RNA of Erythranthe guttata (spotted monkey flower), 749 nucleotides long. NCBI's taxonomy places the organism in Eukaryota, Viridiplantae, Streptophyta, Magnoliopsida, Lamiales, Phrymaceae. The record is from RefSeq and is a predicted model, not a curated record.